UCAAAAAGUCUAAACCCUAAAAAUUAUAAACCUCUCACUUUGCUACUACUCCAGUUUUCGGCACUGGUUCGCGCUGCUUCGCGGCGUUUGUUAACUCCACCGCACUCUCUCCACCUUCCCUUCCAUCUCCACCAUGGGUCGCAAACACGACGCCGUUGCGGCCAGCGAACCAGUCGCCGAUGAAGCUCCCAACAGCCCCGAACUCCAAUCCGAGAAGAAGAAGAAAAAGAAGAACAAAGACAAGCAUCAAAACGGAGAGAAAACCAGUCCCAAAAGGAAGCUCGAGGAACUCGACAAUCAAAACGGCACCGAAUCGGAGAAGAAGAAAAAGAAGAAGAAGGAGAAGCACGACAACAAGUCAGAAGAGAACGCAGAAGAAACCAAAGAAGCAAACGGUAACGGUAACGCCGAUGAAACGGUUGCGGACGGGGCCGUGGUGGUUACAGGGAAGGAUGCUGCCGACGCGAAGUACGCGGCGGUGAAAACCUUCAAGGAUUCGGGGCUGCCGGAGAAUGUGAUGGAGUGCUGCAAGGGGUUUGAGAAGCCUUCUCCGAUUCAAUCACGAGCGUGGCCUUUUUUGUUAGACGGUCGCGAUCUGAUUGGAAUUGCAGCCACUGGCUCAGGGAAGACCUUGGCGUUUGGAAUACCGGGGAUUAUGCAUGUUCUGGGCAAGCGGAAGAAUAAAGCUUCCAGGGGUCGGAGUCCUCUUUGCCUUGUUCUCUCUCCCACAAGGGAGCUAGCUCAGCAAAUAUCAGAUGUAAUGUGUGAUGCUGGUAGAACUUGUGGUGUGGAUUCUAUAUGUUUGUAUGGUGGAACAUCCAAAGGACCACAAAUCUCUGCACUAAAAUCUGGUGUUGACAUUGUCAUUGGAACUCCUGGCCGAAUCCAGGAUUUGAUUGAAAUGGGUAUCUUGAGCCUGAAAGAAGUAUCUUAUGUGGUCCUUGAUGAAGCAGAUCGGAUGCUUGACAUGGGUUUUGAACAAAUAGUUCGCUCUAUACUUGGGCAGACAUGUUCUGUUCGUCAAAUGAUUAUGUUCAGUGCUACAUGGCCUUUAGCAGUUCAUCACUUAGCACAGGAGUUUAUGGAUCCUAACCCUAUAAAAGUUGUCGUAGGUUCCGAAGAUUUAGCUGCCAAUCAUGAUGUCAUGCAGAUAGUCGAGGUUUUGGAUGACCGCGCACGUGACAAGCGUCUGUUUACUUUACUUGAAAAAUACCACAAAUCUCAGAGAAAUCGAGUAUUGGUUUUUGCUUUAUACAAAAAGGAAACCGCACGAGUUGAAAGUAUGCUUCAACAAGGGGGCUGGAAGGCUGUGUCGAUACAUGGGGACAAAUCACAACAUGAACGCACAAAGGCACUGUCUUUAUUCAAGAACGGAAGCUGCCCUUUGAUGAUUGCGACUGAUGUGGCUGCACGGGGAUUGGAUAUUCCAGAUGUUGAAGUAGUGAUCAACUAUAGUUUUCCACUAACUACAGAGGAUUAUGUUCAUAGAAUUGGGCGCACUGGGCGAGCUGGUAAAAAAGGUGUUGCCCAUACAUUCUUCACGCAGCAGAAUAAGGGACUUGCUGGGGAGCUCGUGAAUGUUUUAAGAGAAGCAAAUCAAGUUGUGCCAGACGAUCUCUUGAAAUUUGGGACACAUGUAAAGAAAAAGGAGUCCAAGCUUUAUGGGGCUCACUUCAAGGAAAUUCCUGUUGAUGCUAUGAAGUCUCAAAAAAUAAAGUUUGCCGACUCAGACGAUGAAGACUAAACUGGUGACUUUUAUUUAUUUUUGGCUCGACGAAUAUUCGAAUUCAGUUAUCUGUUGUAAUUUUUGUUCCGGUUCUGAUUAUUUAUUUCUUUAAAAGGAACUAAGAAAAUGAAUUUAAUUCAAAAGUAGAAUAGCAAGUCUAUUUAGUUUAUACUAAAGAUUUAACGAUCAGUGCUUGGAAGCUUUUGUUCUUUUCUUCCCGUUGACAUGACAAUUUUGAACUCAUGUAUAUUUUAGCUUCUAUCAUUGUUUUGUA
This is a messenger RNA of Lotus japonicus, 2000 nucleotides long. RefSeq names its product DEAD-box ATP-dependent RNA helicase 5. The record is from RefSeq and is a predicted model, not a curated record. Gene Ontology annotation, cellular component: nucleolus. The transcript is spliced from 13 exons. Lineage: Eukaryota; Viridiplantae; Streptophyta; Magnoliopsida; Fabales; Fabaceae. Gene Ontology annotation, biological process: rRNA processing. Gene Ontology annotation, molecular function: RNA helicase activity; ATP binding; RNA binding. The coding region runs from base 134 to 1744 and encodes 536 amino acids.